Molecule: messenger RNA, 5395 nt
Organism: Metopolophium dirhodum (rose-grain aphid)
Lineage: Eukaryota; Metazoa; Arthropoda; Insecta; Hemiptera; Aphididae
Exons: 6
Coding region: 1471-2505 (344 amino acids)
Source: RefSeq, a predicted model, not a curated record
AGAAAAAAUAUAUAUUAUAUUUAGUGAAUAUUGGUGAUAUUUGUUUGAAUAUUGUUCUAUAAUUUCUUGAAAUUAAUUAAUAUGGGUAUAACAAGUUACCAGUGUUGGGUAAAUAAUAUAAUGCAAAUUACAAAUUACUUUUAAAAAGUAAUUCCUACAGGGUAAUGUGUUAUUUUACACGUCAUUAAAAUAAGUUGCGAAUGUAGAACAAAACCUAGUGACAGGAUAAACGAUAAAAAUAAUUAAAUUUAUUUACGACUCCAAAAGUUUAAUGUAAUAAUCAACAAUACUAUAAUAUCUAUUAUUAACGAUCCCAGGAAUUAAUACUUAUAUAUUUUGUUUAUGUAUAACAUUAUUAACAAUGUACCUACAUCAUCAAUGUUAUACCUACCCGUUAUACAAUUUAUAUAAUAGUAUACAAACUAAUUAUUAGACCGUAGUCGUUAUAUGCACUGAUUUUCUUGUAAAUUUUUAAUUAGUAAAAUUAUUUGUAACACCUUACUUUUUGAAUGAAAAAGUAAUGCAUCAUGAUAAAAAUAAUGCUGGGUAACAUGAUAGCAAUUUAAAUAAAAAUAUUUAAUGUAACGAUUAACGAAAUAUUAUUAAUUUUCAAAAAUAAUACCCAACACUGAAAUUUACAUAUAUAAUUCUUCAUUGUAUAACAUAUUAUAUUAUUAAAAUCUGUUUAAAAUAUUAUAUUUCUUUUUAAAAAUGAAUACCGAACAAAUGAUGUCAUAUAUUAUAUGAUAAAAUAUUAAAUUUAACAGCAAACACAAUUCAUCAGUUUUCGAGCAUUUUUAAAAUUGAUAAUUUGCUUAAAUUUAAGCUUAUUAGAUUAUUAAAACGUAUUUGAAAUUGUAUAACGAUGCGUAUACAUCUGAAAAAUAUUAAUUAUAAUAUAAAUUAAUAUAAGUGAAGUACUGAUGUUGUGUACUGGAGUAAAAUAAUAUUAUAGUAGAAUGGUUUGUAGAAUUUCGAGUUAAGUCUUAUAAAAGGACAAAAGGUUUUUAAUUUAAUGAUGAUAUUGUGAAAAUAUGUCUUUAAACUUUAAUCCAGCGUGCACGGUGCACGUUAAUGUUCGGGACCAAUACAAUACAUUUUUAUUGUAAACAUUAUUUUUAUGUUGGCAACACUUGUAGCCGAGAAUGUUUAUUAGAGCUUGGCGCCCUUUAUACCCCAGUUCCAGAUAUUAUAGAUCGGGGCAAAGGCAAACGUGCUUUACUGCUUUCACGCACACUGGAGUCUAACAGUCUACUCAGCACCUAGUUAUUAUUAUUGCUUAGUAGUCGUGGUGUGUUUUGUAGUUCUAUAAUUCUCAUCAGGAGCACAUUUAAUACUUGGACUAACACAGACUAACACCUACGCCAAAUGUAUUUAUUUAUAAUAUUAUAUUAAUAAUUGCGAUAACUUUACAAAAAAUAAUUAAAAUAUCUAUACUGUUGCAUAACGCAGUUUUAAAAAAUAAACAACAUGGAUACUGUGACAGUUCAUUAUUGGCCAACAGAAGCACAGGGCUGCUUAUCGAUACAACCACUUACACUUUUCCUCACGAUCACACUCCUACUUUCAUCGUGUACGACACUUAUGUUAUGCACAUCCGUUUGGACUAAUCAUUGGGAAAACAUGGAAUGGGAUUUUCAAGAAGCAAUAUCAGUUUUAAAAACACAAAAUAAAUCGUCCAAAUGGUUGAAUAACGUUAAUAUCGAAUGGCUAGUAAAUGGAAAUACAUUAAAAAUAACAAUUAACGCUGCAAAGCCAUCACCGGUAAAUAAUGGAGAUGCAUUAUUAGUUUUGGCUACAGCAAAUCAAUAUCAUCAAACUGAUUUUUACGACAUAAACCCACUAUUAUAUCAAACGGGGGAAACGACUACAGUUAUACUUGCACCAAUGUACGGUGGAAUUUGGACUUUAUGUAUCUCUCUAUCAGGUACUUGUAGCAAUUCCAACUAUAACACACAAGAUCAGUUAGUACAACUGUAUCAAGAAUCAAAUAAUAAAAUGGGAUCGGUGCUACCCAAAUGUGUUAAUUAUUUAGCUGAAGAACCCCCAGAAGAAGAGUAUUUUAAACCGGACUGGCAUCAUAGAAUGCAAAAUAUGUCAAUAUCAUGUGCAUUGGUGUGCAUUAUAAUAGUUGUUACUGCAUCAUUGAUUGGACUUUUUUCUAUUUUACGUCAUCAAAUUAGUGCUAUGUUAAUCACUGCUGUAAUGUAUUUAUUAGCAGCAACUUUUGGUUUGUUCACAUUGGGAAUAAUGCACAAUAAACAUAAUUCAAGAAAAACACAUAGCCAAAAUAAUUGCAAUCAAUCACUAGCACUUAUAGAUGGUAUGAUUAAUGCCGGUGGAAAUAUGUGUCAAACAAUGCAGUUUUGGGAACAAUUGCUGACUUCUAGAAUAUACUCACUAGGCUGGAGUGUAAAUAUGGGAUGGAUAGCAGUUAUUUUAUGUAUUUUAACUAGCAUUCUAUGGAUUAUUUUAUCUAAGAUAAUGAGAGUCACCAUAAAAUAGUUGAGACACAAAAUCUGUUCAAUCUGUAUUCAAAUACCUAACAUACUAAACUAAAUAAUAUAAUAUUGGAUAAUAACUAAUAAUUAUGUUUAAUGAAUUUAUACAUUUUUGAUUCUGCAUAAUACCAUUGAGUACAUACCACGGUUAAAGAUUUAAUAUUAUAAUAUUAUAAUGAUAUAAAAUAAUAUUGACUAUCCAGUUCAAGACUGCAACAACUCAAAAUAUAACAAAUCCGAGUUAUGUACACAAUCUUAUGACAAUUUCAGUUCAAGAACGCAAUAAAAUAUAGUUAAAUUAUUGACCACGAGAGAGCAUUUUCAGUAUUAUGAUAUACAUUACCUUACAUAGAGAAACAAUAUAGAAAACACUUUAUACCCAAUAAACCAAUAUUUUGAGUUGUUGCAGUCUUGAACUGGAUGGUCGAAUUAUUAUAUCUUUAAUUGAGGUAAAUACUGUACAGAGAAACAAUGUUCAAUAUUUUAUGCUACGCUAAAUUUUAGUACAUUAAUGCUGAGAAUAUAGUACACUACCAAUAUUAUUUUUUAAUUUUUAAUAGCUUAAAUUAAAUUAUAUUAUAUUAUUAGUUGUAUUUUAUUGUUUGACAUAAUAGUAGUAAUAAUAUAAUUAUUUAUUUAAUAAUUUUACUGCUAAAUUUUACAUACUUGAUUAAAGAGAAUUAUUAUAAUGAUUAAUUUGACACGGACGACUGUGUACAAUAAUUAUAAAUAGGUAGAAUUACUACAAUGUUUUCGCCUCUGCGACAAAUUAAUUCAUGCGCUAUUUAUUACCUGCCUUUCCGGGAGCAUAGGACAUUUUUAUAGUACAUUGUUUCUCUAUACAAUAUAUACUCAAUGAUAAUAUAUUUGCGCCAAUAACAAUAAUUUACUGUUCAUAAUUAUAACUAGGUAUAUAUAUUUUAUUAUUUAUUUGAAAUAUGUUUUUAUUAAGUUAUUUAAUAUGUUGACUGCCGUGGGACAGCUGACGUCCAGUCCACUAAUAGUAUUUUAAUGGAUACCAGUGAUCAUACUUAGUCAUUUAUAUGUCAUGCGCUCACAGGCUAUCAUAAAGACAUACCUAUCACAUUUAUUUGUCAAUGGAAAGUUUUACUAAUAAUGAAUAUUUUUUGAUGAUGGCGAAAGAAGAAAAUGUUGUAUCAAAUGAUAAAUUAGCUGCCUUACAUAGAUUUAAAAUUAUAGGUUAUAAAAAAAGGGAAAAUUUAUUCAAAAUACAAGACAUUGAAAAUAAAGCAUGGCCCUGUAGGAAAAACAGCCAUGUGACCGCAGGCGGUUUCAUGGUAGUUAGUAUUAAUUUUAUUGAAAUUUAAAUGUUCAGUUAUUAUUUCUCAUAACUCAAUUUCUAACUAUCAUAGAUAUGUAUAUUGUUGAUUUGACUUUAUAUUGACACCUGUAUUUUUGAAUUCUACAAUAUUGCAAUUAAAAUAUGAAUUCUUUAGUUAUGUACAACUUAGUGUACAAGCAUCAGUUGAUAGAGUGGUCAAUAAAUAUAUUUUAUUUAAAUUUAAACAAUGUUAUUAUAAUUUUUUAAUUUAGAUUUUAAAAGUCUGUAUUACUACUUAGUUAGGUAAAAACUAGUUAAUAGCUUAAAAAAAUUUAAUUUUAAUUUCCAUUCACUGGAUCAAGAAAGUUAUGGAAAUUAAAGACAAUGCUGUUCAUUGAAAUUUGAUGAAAUAAUAAUAAACAAAUUGCUUUAUUUAUUUAUAAAGCAUCUGUUUUUCAUAUUAUACUAUAAAAUGUAUAUUUUUAUUUUGAUAAACUUUAAAUUGUAAUGGCAGAAAUUAGGUUCUCUUAUAAAACUUUAAAAUAUUAAUUAUUUAAGAGCAAUAGACUUAAAAAAAAAUUGCUAUUAAUAUUUAGUAGGGGUCUGUUUGGGACUACUAUACUCUAUUCCAUCUAAGAGUGAACAGAUUUCGCGCUCGCAGACUGAGCUGCCGAAUAGUACCAGACUCCCAUGCGAUGGCUAUGCAUUAUAUGAUUGGCGGACAGUCAUUGUGGGUCGUCGGAAAACUGUGUUAACAGUCUCACCAAAGUUCAGAUGUGGAGGGGAUGCACGGAAAAAACGUGUUUUGGUCAGCCAAGUGGUUCACAAACUGUAUUCACAACCUUUAGAUGGAACAGAGUAUAGCAUUAGUAGGUUUUUUGUGAUUGUAGUAGAAUAUUCUAUAAUAGGUAAAAUAACAAGAUAUAAAUUAAUUUUUUUGAAGUGGUAAAAUAAAAUACAAUGUUUGACUUUGCAGUGUCGUUAUAUUUUACAAAAAGGGCAUACUUGACCAGUUUACCGAAACAUUUUUAACAAUUUUUAAUAUUAAAAAGAUAUUUUUAUUUGUGUCUUACAUUUUAAUGCUAUUAACCAUAUGGCUGUAAUUAUAACUGUCAAAUGCGUUAUAGUUUAAAGCGUGAAAAUAAAAUUAAAAUAAAGUUAUAUUUUUAUUGAUUAUUCUCUCCAUAUUUUUGGUUAAUCGAAUUGUAUGUUUACACAUUAGUAUUACCUAUACCUAAUAUUAUUUUUUAUAACUCAAUAAUAUGUUAGUUAAUACUAAUUACACACUAAUAGAUAAUAUUUUAAAAGUUAGUGAGCACAUGUAUUACUAGAUUAUAAAGAAAUCCAAUUAAUAGGUGAGCACCCAUUAGUUACUAAAUUGAUGAUAUUUAAUUGUAAUGUUAUUCUUUUCUUCCUACAAUAAAAUACAAAACACAUUUUUCAAAUUGUAUUAUAAUUGUAUUACAAUAGGACAGAUGUACUUAUCAAUCAUUUUCUAUCAAUGCAAAUAGGUAUUGAAGUGUAAAAUUACAAUAUUUAAGGAAAAUGUAAGUUUCCUAAAUUGUGAAAAAACUCGGAACAAAACCAAAACUGGUUUCCCGCCAAAUAUUAU